Molecule: messenger RNA, 2069 nt
Organism: Phoenix dactylifera (date palm)
Lineage: Eukaryota; Viridiplantae; Streptophyta; Magnoliopsida; Arecales; Arecaceae
Product: CBL-interacting protein kinase 18
Biological process (GO): signal transduction; protein phosphorylation
Molecular function (GO): protein serine/threonine kinase activity; ATP binding
Source: RefSeq, a predicted model, not a curated record
UCCCGCAGCUAAUUUCAUAAAAAGCCAUCGAGAGGUGAAGCAUAAAAAUAGGGCCAGGGUUAGGGUUUUUUUCUCCUCUCCGCUCCCAUCCCCGAUUUCGAUCUCAGGCUGCCUUCCUCUCCUCCCCUUCUCGAUCGAUCCAUCUGUCGGAGGUUGGAGGUUUGGAUCCCAUAGGAUAGGCCAAGAAUUUACGGAUUUGGUGGAUUUCUGGUACAUUGGGAAAGCCAAUCACGGAAGACAAUUAUCUGGGAAUGCUGAAAGAUGUGCUUGAACGCCAAGGUGUCCUUGUCUGAGGCACAUGGGAUUGUAACUCCCUUUGGGCCUCCCUCGGUCAAUCUCUAUGGGAUCAGACAGCACACACAAAUCCACUUCAUGCUCCAUGUGCUUAUGCACAAUGGAGAUAAGGGAAUUAUAAAGCCUGCUGUGCUGGAUCAUGACAUUGGCGACGAUGGUUGAAUUCUUCCGCUGGUAGAGUUUUGUAAAUAGUUUAUAUCGUGACAGCAGGAUCGUGUAGCAUUUGUUUUGUGAAGAUAUAAUAGAAAGGAAUGGAGAAUAGAGGGACUACUUUGAUGCAAAGGUAUGAGUUGGGGAGGUUACUAGGACAGGGAACCUUUGCAAAGGUACACUAUGCUAGGAAUCUUAAAACUGGCCAGAGUGUUGCUAUAAAGAUCAUCGACAAAGAGAAGGUGUUGAGGGUUGGGCUUGUUGAGCAGAUUAAAAGAGAGAUUUCGGUAAUGAGAUUGGUGAAACAUCCAAAUAUUGUUCAACUUUAUGAGGUAAUGGCAAGCAAGACCAAGAUUUACUUUGUCCUGGAGUAUGUCAAAGGUGGUGAGCUUUUUAACAAGGUUGCCAAAGGUAAGCUCAAGGAGGAUGUUGCACGAAAAUACUUCCAGCAGCUGAUCAGUGCUGUGGACUAUUGCCACAGCAGAGGUGUAUACCACCGUGAUCUGAAGCCUGAAAACCUGCUGUUGGAUGAAAAUGGCAAUUUAAAAGUCUCAGAUUUUGGGUUGAGUGCCCUUGCUGAGUCUAAGAGGCAGGAUGGCUUAUUGCACACUACUUGUGGGACUCCGGCUUAUGUUGCUCCGGAGGUGAUCAACAGAAAAGGAUACGAUGGUGCAAAAGCUGAUAUUUGGUCAUGUGGGGUGAUUUUGUUUGUGUUGUUGGCUGGUUAUCUUCCUUUCCAUGAUUCAAAUCUGAUGGAAAUGUACAGGAAGAUUGGAAAAGGUGAAUUUAAAUGCUCCAGUUGGUUUCCUUCUGAAGUUCGGAAGCUGCUAUAUAAGAUCCUAGACCCAAAUCCCAGUACCAGGAUAUCAAUCGCCAAAAUCAUGGAAAAUCCUUGGUUCAGAAAGGGUUUUGAUGAUAAAAUAAUAAAUAGUGAAGGAGAAACCCAAGAAAGUGUUACUGUGGAUGUUGCUGCAGCCUUUGGUUCCUCUGAGAGCAACACUGUUGAGGGAAAGCAAGAGUCAGUUAGGGUCACAAACUUGAACGCUUUUGAUAUCAUCUCUCUUUCGGCAGGUUUUGAUCUUUCAGGUUUAUUUGAGGAAGGGGACCACAGGAAAGAAGCAAGGUUCAUUUCUAUGCAACCUGCAUCGGCCAUCAUCUCAAAGCUGGAGGAUGUUGCCAGGCGCUUGAAGUUAAGAGUGAAGAAAAAGCAUGAUGGGGUGUUAAAGAUGGAGGGGUCAAAUGCAGGGAGGGUCCUGGGCAUGGAUGCUGAGAUUUUUGAGGUUGCUCCUCUAUUUCAUUUGGUGGAAUUGAAGAAGUCAAAUGGGGAUACUCUGGAGUAUCAAAAGCUCUUGAAAGAAGACAUGAGACCAGCUCUCAAGGACAUUGUCUGGGCAUGGCAAGGCGAUCGUGAGCCUCAGCAGCAGCAGCAGCAGCAGCAGUCGCAAAAUCAGUGAUUGGCAUUUUUCUUUUAUGUUUGUACGAGUGAUUUCAAAUUGCUACUGUUUGCAUGUUAUCAUAAUCUCUAUGUUGUAUUUCCAGUUUCUUGAUCGUCGUGAUUUUAAAUUUUGUGAACUUGUUCCAAUAUUAAGAUGUGUAUGAGCACUACUAUUUGCUGGUAUUUUAUA